Molecule: messenger RNA, 1674 nt
Organism: Kwoniella shivajii
Lineage: Eukaryota; Fungi; Basidiomycota; Tremellomycetes; Tremellales; Cryptococcaceae
Exons: 6
Coding region: 1-1674 (557 amino acids)
Source: RefSeq, a predicted model, not a curated record
AUGACUGCUACGAGAAGAAAACCCACUAUGCACCUUGCACUUCCACCCAGGAUAUCGAUGAACAGGAUGGAUUCUGGCGAAUCGUCUCCUUGUACGCCCGGACCACAUACUCCUCUGCCAUACGACAUAAGCUAUUUCAAUGAUAGCCAGAUCGAUAUGAUGCAGCUCGAUGAAACAUCAGUAGGUGUAGGAUCUAAAAGAAGUAGAGAUGAAGAAGAUGAAAAGUUCAUUGAACCUGAAUGGGCUGAAGAAGAAAUAGAUGUCUUAGAUUCUACUCUGCUACAUCCUUUUAGACCUGUGUCAACGUCGUACCCUCCAGGUGAAUUACCACCACCUCACGUUCUUGAUGAAUUGACAAAUCAAAUCCUCAAUUAUGCUUUCCGUCGUAACAAACAUAACAAUGAGAGAUCUUCAUCGCCUCCUUCAGAUAUAUCGACUGAAUCAACCUCAUCAGAGCAUGAGAAGGGGGAAAAGAAAGUUUGGAAACAUUCUUGGGAUUUCACAAGGAAGAAGUUGUUUGAAAUUGCUUUAGCUGAGAGUAAAUUUGGACAUGCGCAACAAGGAUUCGGGUUCGGGUUUGACAAUGAUGAGAAUAAGAAAAAACCAAGUAGAGAAGAGAGAUUACAUAGUAGACCAGGACUAAGGAGGGUGGAUAGUAUGGAUUUUCUAGAUCAGAAAGAAGAUGAUUCCGAUACGAAUACGAGUUCGUCAGAAAAUGUUGGUAGAGCCAUAAGACUCUCAACUUCGUUACAAAAUAGCGCAAAGCAAGAACCUCUUCUUUUAUCUCUAAGUAGAUCGACCUCACUCGGAUCUGGACUCACGGCCGAAUCACCCAUAUGUCCAAGUGAAUCAUCACCACUACCACUACAACCUCAACCUUCAAUGACUUCUAUAACCCUCACUCCAGCUUCCCCAACAGGUCCGUCACAACCAUUAAGACGUAAGCCUUCUUUCCGAUCUUCUUCUUCAAGACCACUCCGACCAGCAAGUUUACUGCAAAGGGGAAGAAGCUUUACGGCUGAGGAUCUACGUGCCGAAGCUGAAGACAAAGAUAGAACAUCGAUUCAUGGAAGUGAAAAUGGAGAACAAUCCAAUGCUGAAAUAGCCACAAGUCUAACUUCGACAUCUGAAAUAACAACUUCACCAAUCGAGAUGUUAUCGAAAACAGAGUUCAUGCCUCUACCCAAACUACCAAGUGAUCACAACCACAACCACAACAACAACAAUAACAGUAAAUUGACAAGAUCAUACUCAUCUUCAUCAGUCUUAUACCCACAACCUCAUACUAUACAAAAGUUAUUCUUAUCGGCACCUAUACCAUCAACAAAUGACAGAUCAAAAUUAGCUUUGCCUUUACCCGAUGAAAAUAGCCCAUUGACGUCUUCAUCCCUGUCUCCAUCUCUGUCUCCUUCCAUAUCUCUAUCCCUGGGUCCGAUUCACUCCGAAACAAGCGCAAAUUCAAAUUGGAGUGACAGCGAAGACGAAUCCAUCAAACAACCUAGAAAAAUCAAGAAACUAAAACAAACCAAAAAGACACACAAGCCCGAAAGUGAUAAUGGACUAUUAACGAAAAGCCCAAUGAAAAUCAUAAGUCAAUUAUUACCUGGUCAAGGUCCAGGUGAAUUAGCUUUGAGGAGUCCUUUCGAAGAAAAAGAUGAACCUCAAUUCGUGUAG